AUGCCUUCCAUGCCUCCUCUCCUGCUCUGCCUCACCUUCGCAGCCCUCCCGGAGCUCGCCGCCGCCGCCGACGAGCCCGUGCGAGACAGCCGCUCGCCGCCCCAGAUUCUCCUGUCUCCAGCACAGUGCCAGGCCUGGGGCACAGUGGCCAACGCGUCGGGUGGGCUCGGCGCCGUAUGCGCUGCGUGCUCGCGCCCGGGCGAGGGCGGCGAUGCGCCGCCAUCGGCCGCACCGCCGCCGGUCCAAGCCUCUGACUGCGCCCUCCGUGGCCUGAGUGUCUCCGGCACCGAUCUCCAGCCGCCCUUUGACGCGGCAAAGCGCCGGUAUGCGGCGACGGUGCACACCUCGCAGCCGAUGCUGCUGGCGGAGAGCGGCGCGGAUUGCCGGCUGCAGGUCACCUGCUGGGACCGGCUCGCUCCCGAGGCGCCUCCGAUCCCGCCCGCGCUCGACACCGGCGUCCCGCGCUUUGCGCUCCCUCUGCCGGGCGAGACUGCGAGUAGCGCCUGCGAG
Molecule: messenger RNA, 510 nt
Organism: Emiliania huxleyi CCMP1516
Lineage: Eukaryota; Haptophyta; Isochrysidales; Noelaerhabdaceae
Exons: 1
Source: RefSeq, a predicted model, not a curated record